Molecule: messenger RNA, 2168 nt
Organism: Mus caroli (Ryukyu mouse)
Lineage: Eukaryota; Metazoa; Chordata; Mammalia; Rodentia; Muridae
Gene: Acod1
Product: aconitate decarboxylase 1
Biological process (GO): defense response
Cellular component (GO): mitochondrion
Molecular function (GO): aconitate decarboxylase activity
Source: RefSeq, a predicted model, not a curated record
GUAUAAAGGCACACGGCCACUAAAGGCCCCCAGCCAGCAACUACUCCUGCCAUCCACUCCUGAGCCAGUUACCCUCCAGAGCAACAUGAUGCUCAAGUCUGUCACAGAGAGCUUUGCUGGUAUGAUUCACGGCUUGAAAGUGAACCACCUGACAGAUGGUAUCAUUCGGAGGAGCAAGAGGAUGAUCCUGGAUUCUCUGGGUGUUGGUUUCCUGGGAACAGGCACAGAAGUGUUCCAUAAAGUCACCCAAUAUAGUAAAAUCUACAGUUCCAACACCUCCAGCACUGUCUGGGGGCGACCAGACUUCAGGCUCCCACCGACAUAUGCUGCUUUUGUUAACGGUGUUGCUGUUCACUCCAUGGAUUUUGAUGACACAUGGCACCCUGCCACCCACCCUUCUGGGGCUGUCCUACCUGUCCUCACAGCUCUAUCGGAAACCCUGCCCCAGACUCCAAAGUUUUCUGGCCUCGACCUGCUGCUGGCAUUCAACGUUGGUGUUGAAGUACAGGGACGAUUAAUGCACUUCUCCAAGGAAGCCAAAGACAUACCAAAGAGGUUCCAUCCUCCCUCUGUGGUGGGCACUCUGGGAAGUGCUGCUGCUGCAUCCAAGUUUCUGGGGCUCAGCUUGACAAAGUGCCGCGAGGCCUUGGCUAUUGCUGUUUCCCAUGCUGGGGCACCCAUAGCGAAUGCCGCCACUCAGACUAAGCCCCUUCAUAUUGGCAAUGCAGCCAAGCAUGGGAUGGAAGCCACGUUUCUGGCAAUACUGGGCCUCCAAGGAAACAAACAGAUCUUGGACCUCGGAUCAGGGUUCGGUGCCUUCUAUGCCAAUUACUCCCCGGAAGACCUUCCAAGCCUGGAUUCUCACAUCUGGCUGUUGGACCAGCAGGAUGUGGCCUUUAAGAGCUUCCCGGCACAUCUGGCUACCCACUGGGUGGCAGAUGCAGCUGCAGCCGUGAGAAAAUACCUUGUGACACCAGAAAGAGCCCUGUUCCCUGCUGACCACAUCGAGAGAAUCCUACUCAGGAUCCCUGACGUCCAAUAUGUAAACAGGCCCUUCCCGGACUCAGAGCAUGAAGCCCGUCAUUCCUUCCAGUAUGUGGCCUGUGCCACGCUGCUCGACGGUAGCAUCACUGUCCCAUCCUUCCACAUCCAGCAGGUCAAUAGGCCUCAGGUGAAAGAGUUGCUCAAGAAGGUGAAGCUGGAGCAUCCUCCUGACAACCUGCCAAGCUUCGACACGCUAUACUGUGAAAUAAGCAUCACUCUAAAGGACGGAACCACUUUCACCGAGCGCUCUGACACCUUCUAUGGUCACUGGAGGAAACCACUGAGCCAGGAGGAUCUGUGCAAGAAGUUCCGAGCCAAUGCCUCAAAGAUGCUAUGCAGGGACACGGUGGAAAACCUUAUAACAGUAGUAGAAAAGCUAGAAGACCUAGAAGACUGCUCUGUGCUAACCAGACUUCUGAAAGGACCUUCUGUCCAAGAUGAAGCUUCAAAACUAUCCAGCAUGUCCUCAUUCGAUCACACAACGUUGCCCAGGUUUACCAAUAUCUAAACGAUGUUGCACUGGAAGAAAUACAUUUUUUUUGGUUUCCUGCUCCAUCUUCCCAGCAAUGAGCUCAGCAAAGUAGAGAGUCCAGAAACAGAGACAAGUGUAUAUGGAAAGAGUCUUGUCUAUAAUUUGAUAAAACCAGUCCUACUACCUUCAAGAUAUCAAAGAAACAAACAACACAGGAUCUAAUGUGUAUUUCAUAGGGGUAAAGUCUAAGUCACAUGUUGUCUGCUUGUAAUCUUUUCUGAGGAAUUAUUUAUUAACUCUGGGAACUUCACAGAUGUAGAGGAAGUGGAACGUGCACAUGGCUGGCUGCAGAUGGAGCAAGCUUGGUCUGCCCAUCACUUAUCCAGACAGGGUGCCCAACCAUCCCCUCUGCAAUGGCUGGUUUGAGGGAGUGGCGGGUGCCUCUUUUUCUUUCCAUACAGAGCCUUAAGGGUGUAGCCAAGAAUCCUUCUGCUCAGCUUCUCUACUGCAGAUAAGACAGUUUGACCUGGGUGGUGAAGCAGUGUGGCAUAAGACCCAAGGUUUCACUCUUUAUAUUAGAUAGCCUGUUAGCUCAAAAAAAGCAUUUUGAGAAUAUUUGACAAGUUGAAGACACAAUAAACAUGAAAAGGGG